CCAGGACUGCCAAACUGACACUGUGCACACACGUGUUACGUGGCUCAUGACGAUCGAAUCAAUCACGCUUGGCUGUUUUUCCGCCCUUUCGACGGGAUAUUGGAGCAGGUUAUCCGAGAAGCGCGGUCGGCCUAACAUACUCUUGAUCGUCUACCUGGGUCUCGGCUUGAGCGAGUUAAUCUUCAUCUUGGUCAAGGUGUUCAAAUUGCCGGUCAAUUUGCUUCUGAUUGGCUCGCUGGUUGAAGGGAUUCUUGGAGGACCAGCAACAUUAAAUACACUAAUUACUGGAUAUGUCCAUGACCAUCUCAGUCAGCAUCAACUUUCCACGGCGACGGGCCUCAUGCUCUCUGCAGGAGCCGCCAUGGUUGGCUCAGCGAUCGGUCCCUCAUUUGCCAAUUGGCUGAUAGCAUUCUCCGACGCCCAACUUUUGGCUCCAUCCUACGCGAUACUGGUCUGUUUGCCGCCUUUGGCGCUUGUGACGCGCUUCCUUCUGCCUCAUAAAAAGCUCUCCGUCGGCAUGGAUUUCUCGAGAGAUUCUCAGCCUCAAAGAAAGUCCGUUCUUGCGCCUUUGCAUGUCUUGAGGCCAGUACGUGGAGAUCGUAGCUUGCUGUUACUUGCCAUUAGCUAUGGCCUUUACUGCUUCGUCGGCGGGUCUUCCACAGUCAAAUUACAGUAUGCCGCGUCAGAGUUUGACUGGGAUGCAGUGAAGAUUGGAGAAUACUUGACAAUAUUGGGUUCUAGUAGAGUAGCUUCGUUACUCAUUGUCAUCCCGCUGAUUUUGUACGUUUGGAAUCGAAAGGCAAAUCAUGAUCCAGUCAAACGAUCUUCAGUGGACGGCUCAGAUCUAUUGGAAGGUCAAAAUGUGGCGGGUGAUUUUCAUUAUGCGUCGAUGGACCUGAAUUUUAGCAACCUAUCCCCUCAAUCCAAGCCGACUGCCGUGGUAUUUGGCUGUCCGAGUACCAACACGAGUCGAUCAAGUCUUACUCUUUGUCCAUCGGAGGUGGUACUAGAAGUAACUGAGAACGAUACCAGAUGGAAGACAACGGCAACAAAGGGCCAAGAGCUUGAAUUGAACUCUUCAAUCUCUCAAAAGAGCUACCAAACCCAGAUCGAUCUUAACUUGGCCCGAUUUUCGAUCGGAUGGGGCAUGAUAUGUGGUGUUUGCUUACUGUUCAGUCAUAGCAUGCUGAGCUUUAUCGUCCCGUCUGCUCUGGAAGCUCUAUCUCGAUCAACCGGGCCCGCCAUUCAAGCUGUUGCACUAAGUUUAAUCGCCAUCAAGAGGGACAAUAUCGGGAGUGCGGAUGUUAUUUCAAGCUUCUCAUUAAUUGGAAUCUUAGCGUACGACUUGUUUGGGCCAUUACUUUUCGGCGCCGUCUAUGUGACUUCACGCUCGCAAGAAUUAAGCAAAUGCUUCCUGUUUGUGAUCGUAGCGUUGGAAAUAAUCAACCUCACCGUGAUUAGCUUUGUGGAUAUAUCAGAAAAAAAAGCUGUGGAUGAAGAAUUUUAUUGCAGUGAAGGCGGUCAGGUACUCCUUCCAAAUAACUAGAAAUAUAAAAAAAGCCGGCCUUUUCGACAUUUCUUUCUUUUCAUACUUGCAACGCACUGUCGCG
This is a messenger RNA of Puccinia graminis f. sp. tritici CRL 75-36-700-3, 1610 nucleotides long. RefSeq lists its product as uncharacterized. Gene Ontology annotation, biological process: transmembrane transport. The transcript has 5 exons. The record is from RefSeq and is a predicted model, not a curated record. NCBI's taxonomy places the organism in Eukaryota, Fungi, Basidiomycota, Pucciniomycetes, Pucciniales, Pucciniaceae. Gene Ontology annotation, molecular function: transmembrane transporter activity. Bases 47 to 1546 code for a protein of 499 amino acids. Gene Ontology annotation, cellular component: membrane.